Tachyglossus aculeatus (Australian echidna) is the source of this 1828-nucleotide messenger RNA. RefSeq names its product dimethylarginine dimethylaminohydrolase 1 (gene DDAH1). Lineage: Eukaryota; Metazoa; Chordata; Mammalia; Monotremata; Tachyglossidae. The record is from RefSeq and is a predicted model, not a curated record. The transcript has 6 exons. The coding region runs from base 1 to 855 and encodes 284 amino acids. Gene Ontology annotation, biological process: arginine metabolic process; positive regulation of nitric oxide biosynthetic process. Gene Ontology annotation, molecular function: dimethylargininase activity; amino acid binding.
AUGUCGGGCCCCUUCGGGCGCGUGACGCACGCGGUGGUGCGGGGCCUGCCCGAGUCGCUGUGCGAGCGGGCCCUGCGGCGGGCCCCGGUGGGCGGGGGCGGCCCCCCGGUGUCCUGGGGCCGGGCGGAGCGGGAGCACCGCCUCUACGUGUCCGUGCUGCGGGACAAGCUGGGCCUGCACGUGCUCGAGCUGCCCGCCGACCACAGCCUGCCCGACUGCGUCUUCGUCGAGGACGUGGCCGUCGUCUGCCAGGACACCGCCCUCCUCACCAGGCCCGGGGCGCCCAGCAGGAGGAAGGAGGUUGAAGCAAUGAAGACUGCUCUGGAAAACCUUCAGCUCAAUGUAGUACAGAUGACAGAUGAAAACGCAACCUUAGACGGAGGAGAUGUUUUAUUUACAGGCAGGGAAUUCUUUGUGGGCCUCUCUGAAAGGACAAAUCAACGUGGGGCAGAGAUUCUGGCUGAUACUUUCAAGGAUUAUGCUGUCUCCACCGUGCCAGUUGUUGACUCUCUGCAUUUGAAGAGUUUCUGCAGCAUGGCAGGACCCAACCUGAUUGCCAUUGGUUCCAGUGAGUCUGCCCAGAGAGCCCUCAAGAUCAUGCAGCAGAUGAGCGACCAUCGCUACGACAAACUGACCAUUCCGGACGACGUGGCCGCAAACUGUUUGUAUUUAAACAUCCCGAGCAAGGGUCAUGUCCUGUUGCACCGAGCCCCCGAAGAAUACCCGGAGAGUGCAAAGGUUUUUGAAAAGCUGAAGGAUCAUAUGCUGAUUCCUGUGAGCAACACAGAAUUGGAGAAGGUAGAUGGGCUCCUCACCUGCAGUUCAAUUCUCAUUAACAAAAAGAUGGAAUCGUGAGUUCACAGAAUCCCGCCCUUGUACCUGGCAAUAAUGCACAUGCAAGGCAGAUGGCUCUGUGUCCGCUCUUAUCGUUUCUAUUGACAAUCUGCUGUACCACUGUGCUACUAACUUGUGUUUACAAAUGUUUCCGUUCUAAUUACUUUAAGUCUAACCCCACUUAAGGUGGUACUUAAGGUGUACGAUUGGUGAGCAAACAAAUAAACCUAGGAAAUACUAGUCUCAAGACUAAGAGAAAAAAAGAUUUGGAGGAAGAACACUAUCUGUCGUGGGUUUAUAUUACCAGUCUGAACAUUGUUUGGUUUUCCAGUACAUUCAGAAGAUUGUCUUGGUCAGAUGAGAUUUUCUCCUUCUUCAUCUUUCUGUACCCACGGCCUCCUUUGUCCUUUCCUUGUCUCCUUUCUCCCGCUCACUUAUCCUUUCGUCUCAUUUUUGCCUGGUUUCUGGCCUUCAUUUCCCCCCUUCUCUCACCGACACUGAGUCGACCCCACCAUCUUGUGCUCCAGAGAGGCGGAAACUUUCAUCGAUUCCACUCCGCCGUUAGCGUUAUCUCCUUUGCCUGGCAACUCUGCUAAUCCUCAGCACUGUGACGACCUAAACUGGGGUAGCAGAUUGGGAAAGUUUAAAUCCCUGGAAGAGGUAGAUCUGACCAGCGGGAGCCGUAUAAGUCAGACCCCGACCUGACUUUCCUUUGUUUGAAAUAUUGAGAAGAACAGGGCCAUAUGUCUAAAGACAUCUUGGAAGCGAUUUGGAUUGCAGGCAGAUCAUAGAAACUCUGCGAAAAAGGUUGCAUUUUACAAAAAAAAAAAAUGUGUUUAGGAGACAUCAUGUGCCCCAGAAUUCUAGUCUUAGUCUGUUUCCCGUAUUUAGUAUAGUCUACCUUUGUUUCACAUAUUUGGUCACGCUCUCUUGCCCUGUAAUUCAGUAGAAACAGACAUCAUUUCCUCAAAAGUUGCCAAAAAUCCCCCAAAAA